Phytophthora megakarya is the source of this 357-nucleotide messenger RNA. The record is from the annotation of a GenBank genome assembly. Lineage: Eukaryota; Oomycota; Peronosporomycetes; Peronosporales; Peronosporaceae.
AUGGAUGUGACCAAUAUCAAGAAGAACGGUGUCGACAUCCGCCUCUGCGUUGACUAUCCCUUUGUGAUCUCGCUCACUCGAUUGAUGGGAUACGCCAUGUCGCUGAUCAACGAUCCCUUGGAGGAUCUUGAAAAAGUUCUUGGUGCAGAUGAUGGAGCGAGCGCCGAAGAUCUCGGCGUUUAUUACGUCUUUCGGAUUGUUCGCGUGGACUCCCAUGUCGUUUGGAUCGAAAAACGCACCACAGAUCUACCAUGUGGAUUUCCCAAGAUUGGAAAUGCCAAGGACGCCGAAGUCAAAACAGAUGAAUUCACCUCGGGCGAGCCGGAGACAGAUCAUGGAUCUUUGGUGCUGGGGUGA